Messenger RNA from Ruditapes philippinarum (Manila clam), 1228 nucleotides. RefSeq lists its product as uncharacterized. Lineage: Eukaryota; Metazoa; Mollusca; Bivalvia; Venerida; Veneridae. The coding region runs from base 451 to 810 and encodes 119 amino acids. The record is from RefSeq and is a predicted model, not a curated record. Gene Ontology annotation, molecular function: protein dimerization activity. The transcript is spliced from 2 exons.
UUUCACUUUCUUAUGGUCGUUACGUCUAAACAGUAGUAUACUGUAGUAUUAAGAUUUCAAAAAAUAAUAUGUCUAACAUGAAUAAGGGAAGCCUAGUUCACUAUCAAUUUUAAGAGGUUUUUUUGUGAGCAAUGUCGUUGAAACUGUCUCAGGAUCAUUUUGCUUUUUUUUUCUUUUUUUACUCUUGGAUUAAACUGCAUAGAUAUUCAGAAAUAAAUUUGGUUGAUGGCUACGUUAACAUUGAAAACAUUUACGACUGUUCAUUAUCAACUUGCAAAUGAGUGAAAACAACAACAAAAACUUUACAUCAACAAUCCCACUUAGUGACAGCCAAUUGGUCAUUUUCUUUUUUAAUUAAACAUAUCUUGUAAUCUGUGUCUGUUCAGUGAAUCCCCAAAAUGAAAAAAAUAUUAACUUUGCAGGCCCUCAGCUCUUUAAUCGAGCCUGUUCAUGGACAGCUUUGUGAAGUGCAAUCUACUGUCCUACCCCUUAGCAUUGGUUUGUCAGAACAUACAGGAGCUGGCCAGGCACUUUGGUGUAGAUAUGGAGCAGUGCCGCAGCCAUUGGCACCAGGUACGUGCCAGUCUAGAGGGGACUGAUCAGUCAGCCGACCAGACCAUGACCUGGAUUACUGGCAAUCUUUCUACCAGUCAUCCAGUUCUUUACAGAAUUGCUGCUGUGAGUCUCCUCCUCCCAACCUCUACUGCAGAUUUUGAGCGAGGAUUCAGCUGCCUGAAGAGAGUUAAGACUGAAAACAGGAAUUGUCUCUCUGUAAAAGUUCUGAACUAUCUUCUUGCCGUCUCCCUUUAAGGACCCCCAUUAGAAUCUUUCAACUUUGAGAAGGCAGUCAAGGCAUGGAAGGACAACAAACCUAGAAGACAGGCCCACUUUUAAUGAUGUUAAUGAAGAAAAAACAACUGAAAUAUACUCAUUUAAAUGGGACACACACAUACAUAUAAAUGUUGAUCACAUGUUGUGAACUUGUGUUUAUAUAUAAUUGUUUAUUUAUUUGAAUUGUUGGAAAUGGAAAAGUAAAUAAUAAAAAUUAAGAAAAUGUUUAUCAAGUGAAAAGCUUUCAUUAUUUGUUUUAAAACAGCCCACAGCAGUAUCUUGACACCUUAAAUGGCAAAAAUUUUCGACACGCGGUAUGGGGGUCAAGACCCCCUCCCGCACCCACCCCCGUCUUAUUAAAAAAAUGUAGCGCUUAAAAAAAAUCCUGGGGAAUUCC